Gymnogyps californianus (California condor) is the source of this 612-nucleotide messenger RNA. It is a transcript of the gene CFAP126, whose product is annotated as cilia and flagella associated protein 126. Lineage: Eukaryota; Metazoa; Chordata; Aves; Accipitriformes; Cathartidae. The record is from RefSeq and is a predicted model, not a curated record. Gene Ontology annotation, biological process: cilium organization. Gene Ontology annotation, cellular component: ciliary basal body.
AUGGCGGCCCGCUACGGCGCGGGGCAGUACGAGGACGCCUUCAGCCACCGCCUGCAGAACUGGAGCGUGCCCCGGCCCGGCCGGCAGCACCCCUCACUGCGGGAGGGCUCCACGCCGAUCGUCGCCGAUGACCGGGGGCACCUGCUCCCCACCGUGCCCCGCUCCCAGGCCUCCCCAUGGGGCACAUUUGUGGGGACCUGGGACAUGCCGCCGAGGAUUCCCCCAGCCAGGCUGGACCUGACCUCCCGCUCGGCCGCCGCUGCCGCGCGGCUCAUUGACUGGAUCCACCAACCCACCGCCCUGACCAGCGCCUGCAACGGCCUCCAGACGGAGAUCACCGGGAAGCCGCAAGAGCCUCCGUCGGACACGCAAACCGCCAAGGAGCCUGGCCGAAGGAGCAGUCGGGCAUCCAGCGAGGGCAUCCAGCCCGCCGGGCCCCCUCCCGGAGCACCGCUGGAGGAGCUGCCUGGCCCCGGAGCAGAAGCCCCGGCACCGCUCUCCUCUGCUCCCGGCCUCUCCCGCAAACCACCCACCCCUUCGGACGUGCAUGCAAACAGAAAACACCUUCCUAUGCCUAAGGGUGAGGAAGGGGAAGGCGUCAAAGGAGCCUGA